Messenger RNA from Radiomyces spectabilis, 2334 nucleotides. RefSeq names its product 6-phosphofructokinase. Gene Ontology annotation, molecular function: ATP binding; fructose-6-phosphate binding; AMP binding. The record is from RefSeq and is a predicted model, not a curated record. NCBI's taxonomy places the organism in Eukaryota, Fungi, Mucoromycota, Mucoromycetes, Mucorales, Radiomycetaceae. The transcript has 3 exons. Gene Ontology annotation, cellular component: mitochondrion; 6-phosphofructokinase complex; cytoplasm. Gene Ontology annotation, biological process: fructose 1,6-bisphosphate metabolic process; fructose 6-phosphate metabolic process; canonical glycolysis. The annotation marks the transcript as partial.
GCUGCCGCUGUUGUGGCUGACGAGUCGGGUGACCGUAAAAAGAUUGGUGUUUUGACUUCAGGUGGUGAUGCACCUGGUAUGAAUGCCAGUGUGCGUGCCGUGGUCCGUUACGGUAUCAGUCGAGGCUGUGAUAUCUUUGCUGUGUACGAAGGUUACCAAGGUUUGGUUGAUGGCGGAGAAUAUAUUCGCAAAAUGGAUUGGAAAAGUGUCGAUGGAUGGUUGAGCGUGGGUGGUACAAACAUUGGUACAGCCCGUUGCAUGCCUUUUAAAACACACGAAGGUCGUCUUCAAGCCGCUGAAAACUUGAUCAAGAACGGUAUCGACUCUUUAAUCGUUUGCGGUGGUGAUGGCUCUCUGACAGGUGCCGACGUCUUCCGUUCCGAAUGGCCUGAUUUUGUUAGUGAGUUACAUAGCACCGGCCGUAUCACAGACGAGGAAGCCAAGACGUACGGCCAUUUGACUAUUGUCGGCUUGGUCGGUUCCAUUGAUAACGAUAUGUCAAGCACCGAUAUCACGAUCGGUGCCGAUACAGCUCUUCAUCGUAUUUGCGAAAACGUGGAUUCAGUUCACACCACUGCUUUAUCUCACUCGCGUGCAUUCGUAAUCGAGGUGAUGGGUCGUCAUUGCGGUUGGCUUGCGUUGAUGGCUGGUAUCGCUACGGGAGCUGAUUUCGUUUUCAUUCCUGAACGUCCGCCACCGGAAGAUGAUUGGGAACGCGUCAUGUGUGAUGUUGCUUCGCGCCAUCGUAAGCUCGGUAAACGCAAGACUGUCAUUAUUGUCGCCGAAGGUGCUAUCGAUAAAGCCUUGAAUCCUAUCAAAGCAGAGCAUAUAAAGGAUAUCUUGACCGAUCGUCUUGGUUUGGAUACGCGUGUCACUAUCCUUGGUCAUACUCAGCGUGGUGGUUCUCCGUCUGCUGCCGAUCGUAUUUUGGCCACCAUGCAGUCUAUUGAAGCGGUGGAUGCCGUACUCGAGUCCACACCCGAUAUUCCCUCUCCCAUGAUCGGCAUGAGUGAAAACCGUGUCACUCGUGGUCCUCUCAUGAAGGCCGUGAAGCUCACCCACGAAGUGGCUCAAGCUAUCAGCGAAAAGAACUUUGCCCGUGCUAUGGAAUUACGUGAUCCUCAAUUUUCCGAAGAAUUCGAUGCCUACACGGCAACUACUAUUUUGGAUGACAGCCAGAUUCGUUUACCUGAGCAUCAACAAAUCCGUAUGGCUAUUCUUCACAUCGGUGCUCCCGCUGGUGGUAUGAAUGCCGCUACCCGUACCGCUGUUCGCUAUGCCCUUAAUCGCGGUCACACGCCCAUUGGUGUGUUCAAUGGAUUCUCUGGUCUUGUCCGUGGUUCGAUGGAAGAAAUGAACUGGAUGCGUGUUGACGGUUGGACAUCUUGCGGUGGUUCCAAGCUCGGUACGAACCGUGCUGUUCCUGGUGUUGAUGUGGACAUGGGUAUGGUUGCUUACCAGAUCCAAAAGCAUCGUAUUCAAGCUCUCAUGCUCGUUGGUGGUUUCGAGGCUUUCAGCAGCUUGGUUCAGUUGGAAGCCGCCCGUGCCAAGUAUCCAUCUUUACGCAUUCCUAUUUGCUUGUUACCUGCCACCAUUUCUAAUAACGUUCCCGGUACCGAUUUCUCCCUUGGUUCUGAUACUUCGCUCAAUGCUAUUGUUCAAUCGUGUGAUGCUAUCGUGCAAUCGGCUCAAUCUUCCCGUCGUCGCGUAUUCGUUGUUGAAGUCCAAGGUGGUCGCUCGGGCUACCUUGCCGUUGAGGCUGGCCUCGCUGUUGGUGCGAAUACGAUCUAUAUUCCGGAGGAAGGCAUCAAUUUGGCACGUCUGCAGGCUGAUGUUGACCAUUUGACUGCUUUGUACUUGGCUGAUGAUCCUGAGAAAUCUGAAGGCAGAGUUGUCUUGCGUACCGAGGCUGUGAGCAAAACGUACUCCACCGACGUUAUCAGUAACAUUUUCAAGGAAGAAGGUCACAACGUGUUUGAUUCUCGCACCGCCGUUUUGGGUCACAUCCAACAAGGUGGCACUCCCUCCCCUCUUGAUCGCAUCCGUGCUACUCGUUUGGCUAUGCGCUGUGUCCAAUUUGCUGAAGAGCACUCCAUUGAGGCCUUGAACGAAGCCUACCAGAAGAACAAGUCGACUCCUAUCGAAGUCACCAACAGUCCUAAAUCGGUUGCUGUUGUCGGUAUUGCUGGCCACAACGUCACCUUCAAGUCGGUGCAGGAACUUCUUCCAGUGACUGAUAUGAAGAACCGCAAGCCCCGAGAUGCUUGGUGGUUCGAUCAUCGUACACUCGUCGAUAUGUUGACUGGACGUACUCUUUUCACAGUUCAAAAGUAA